This is a messenger RNA of Penicillium brevicompactum, 315 nucleotides long. RefSeq lists its product as uncharacterized. Lineage: Eukaryota; Fungi; Ascomycota; Eurotiomycetes; Eurotiales; Aspergillaceae. Bases 1 to 315 code for a protein of 104 amino acids. The record is from RefSeq and is a predicted model, not a curated record. Gene Ontology annotation, molecular function: oxidoreductase activity. The transcript has a single exon.
AUGCCAUUCACCGCCAUUGUCAUGUACCCCAAUGAGGCCGACAUCGAAUUCAACGAGGAUUACUACAUGAAGACCCACAUGCCCCUCGUCGAAACUACAUGGAAGAAGUACGGCUUGAACAGCUGGCAUGUCACCAAGUUCCCCAACGCGCUUGACGGCUCGCGCUCCGAGUACUUGAUCAUGGCUUCUCUCGAGUGGGAGAGCCAGGAGGCUUUGCAGACAGCUCUCAAGGACCCCGCAAGUGCCAAUGUCUUUGCGGAUAUCCCCAACUUCACCAACAAGAAGCCCGUCACCCUUGCUGGCUCCAAGCUGUGA